AUGUGUAAAGCCGGUUAUGCCGGUGAUGACGCCCCAACUGCUGUGUUUCCAUCUAUCGUUGGUAGACCAAGACAUCAAGGUAUCAUGGUCGGUUUAGGCCAAAAGGACUGCUAUGUUGGUGACGAAGCUCAGUCCAAGAGAGGUGUUUUGACCUUGAGAUACCCAAUUGAACAUGGUAUAGUCAACAACUGGGACGAUAUGGAAAAGAUCUGGCACCACACCUUUUACAACGAAUUGAGAGUUGCUCCUGAAGAACACCCAGUUUUGUUGACCGAAGCCCCAAAGAACCCUAAGUCUAACAGAGAAAAGAUGACUCAAAUCAUGUUUGAAACCUUCAACGUUCCAGCUUUUUACGUUUCUAUUCAAGCUAUUUUGUCUUUGUACUCCUCCGGUAGAACUACUGGUAUUGUUUUGGAUUCUGGUGAUGGUGUUACCCAUGUUGUUCCAAUUUACGCUGGUUUCUCCUUGCCCCACGGUAUCUUGAGAGUUGACUUGGCCGGUAGAGACUUGACUGAACACUUGAUGAGCAUCUUGUCUGAAAGAGGUUACUCCUUCUCUACCACUGCUGAAAGAGAAAUCGUUAGAGACAUCAAGGAAAGAUUAUGUUACGUUGCUUUGGAUUUCGAACAAGAAAUGCAAAUCUCUUCUCAAUCAUCCGCUAUUGAAAAGUCUUACGAAUUGCCUGAUGGAAGAGUUAUCACUGUUGGUAACGAAAGAUUCAGAGCCGCUGAAGCUUUGUUCAGACCAAGUGACUUGGGAUUGGAAGCUGCUGGUAUUGACCAAACUACUUACAACUCUAUCAUGAAGUGUGAUGUUGAUGUCAGAAAGGAAUUGUACGGUAACAUUGUUAUGUCUGGUGGUACCACUAUGUUCCCAGGUAUUGCUGAAAGAAUGCAAAAGGAAAUCACUGCUUUGGCUCCAUCUUCUAUGAAGGUGAAGAUCAUUGCUCCUCCAGAAAGAAAGUAUUCUGUUUGGAUUGGUGGUUCUAUUUUGUCUUCCUUGUCUACCUUCCAACAAAUGUGGAUCUCCAAACAAGAAUAUGAUGAAUCUGGACCUUCCAUUGUCCACUUGAAGUGUUUCUAA
This is a messenger RNA of Yamadazyma tenuis ATCC 10573, 1083 nucleotides long. It is a transcript of the gene ACT1, whose product is annotated as actin. The record is from RefSeq and is a predicted model, not a curated record. Lineage: Eukaryota; Fungi; Ascomycota; Pichiomycetes; Serinales; Debaryomycetaceae.